Sturnus vulgaris (Common starling) is the source of this 2692-nucleotide messenger RNA. RefSeq names its product ankyrin repeat domain 55 (gene ANKRD55). Lineage: Eukaryota; Metazoa; Chordata; Aves; Passeriformes; Sturnidae. Gene Ontology annotation, cellular component: cytoplasm. Gene Ontology annotation, molecular function: protein binding. The record is from RefSeq and is a predicted model, not a curated record.
CUCCCAGCCUCUUCCACUCGCUGAAGACACGGCAUUUUCCGGGAUCUCAGAUAAGCUUCCAAGGGCAUCCUUUUAAGAGAGUGCAUAACAGAAUAUAAUGUUUCCAUCAGGCUCUUGCCUUGGCAACAAUCUGCAGCCGUAAAGCGAGUUUAAUUCUCUGAGAGGAAGACUGGUGACAGCUAUCGCUUCACUGUGUACUGUAAUAUAUGAGAUUCUACCCUGAAAACCCUGGAGGUGGCAUUUGUCUGGUCUGGUUGUAAAUAGUGAUAUAGAUCACAAUGGAUUUCAGUUCCUCAUCCGUGUUUGACCAGCACAAAGCUGAUACAGCAGAAGAGAUCGACUUGGCUGUGGUUUAUCAAGCAGCAGCUAAUGGCGAUGUGAACACCCUGACUGCAGUGAUCCGAGAGGAUCCUUCCAUCCUGGAGUCUUGUGACAGAGAGGGUUGCACACCCUUGAUGCAUGCUGUGUCAGGACGCCAGGUUGACACUGUGAAGCUUCUGUUGAAGAUGGGAGCCAAUAUUAAUACUCAAGAUGCCUGUGGACGUACCAGUUUAUCUCUGGCAACUUAUUUGGGUUGGCUGGAAGGCUGUGUCAGCCUGCUCAGGAAUGGUGCUAAGCAGAACAUACCUGACAAAAACGGGAGGUUGCCACUACAUGCUGCCACUGCAGAGCCUGACGUGAGGCUUCUGAGCUUGCUUCUGCAGCAGUCAAAUCUUAGUGAAAUUAAUCACCAGGACAAUGAGGGAAUGACUUCACUCCACUGGGCUGCGUUCCACAACAGACCUCAGCACACCCAGACUCUGCUGCACAAGGGAGCAGACCCAACUCUGGUGGACAAGGACUUUAAAACAGCUCUGCACUGGGCAGUACAGAGUGGCAACAGGAUUUUGUGUUCCAUCAUUCUGGACCACUGGCAGGGACCAUCAAUAAUAAAUUAUGAUGAUGAGAAUGGCAAAACAUGCAUGCACAUUGCUGCCGCUGCAGGCUACAGUGAUAUCAUCAGUGACCUGGCUAAAGUCCCAAAGUGCAACCUGCAGGCCCUUGAUGUGGAUGACAGGACUCCUUUGCACUGGGCGGCAGCAGCAGGGAAAGCUGACUGUGUGCAGACGCUGCUGGAAUUGGGGAUAGACAGCAGCCCCCGAGACAUCAAUGAAAACACUCCUCUAACAUACGCAAUAUACUGUGGGCACACAGCAUGCAUUAAGCUGCUGUCUCAGGAGAGCAGUAGAUUUGAGUCAGUUCAUCAGUUUCCCUCCCAGAAAAGCAGACUUAUAAAGAAAGAAGGACGCUUCAGUAUGCUGAACCAGAUCUUCUCUUGCAAAAAGAAGAAAGAUGAUAUGAAAACCAGUCAGGAGAGAAGCAGGGAUCAAUAUCCUGGAGAAGAGACCUCAGAAGUAGAUGCUAUCAUCACCCGUUUUGAUUGCAUUAUAAAUAAAAAUUGCAAAGACAUUUCAGAUGAGUGUAAGACCACCCCUGACUUUAAAAGAAAGAGCACAGACACUAUGUACCUCACAGCAGAAAAGAAGCAAUCAGCAUGUCAGGGAUUCCCACCCAUCACCACCCAGAGCUUCCCUUCAAUCACUGCAGGCAAUUCCUUCCUAGCUGCUUCCCAAAGCAAAAUGUCAAGCUUCUCCUCCAGCUCCAGUACCUAUCCACACAAAUCUCAAAAGAGUAGGAGUGAGCACAACUUGCUGGAUAGCACAGGCAGCUGCCAGGCUUUGCUGGAUGAUCCCUGGAACACAGACUCUAACAAAAGACUCUCUUACAAAGUCUGUACUAGGACUUCUUCAGACAAACUGAUGAAUGGUUUAAACUCUGAUAGAUCUCACCAUGUGCUUUUAUGCCCUCCCUGCCUUCCCUCACUUCCCACUUCUCCAUCAGGUAGAAGUUUUCAGCGGAUGUCUAUAGGCCAAUACAAAAUGAAAAAUGUUAUUCCUGUACAGAACAGCCUAGCUCCAAUACCCAACCACAGUGCCCACAAAAUUCAGCUACCAUCUCAGAAUGCUAAGUUUAAAUCCCUACGAACUGGUGCAGUUAUUCUCCCAUCAGCUCCAAUCGCCAGAUCUUCAAAAACAGGACAUUCUCAGAGUCAUAUCCUCUAUUCUCUCUUGCCUGGUCUAUCAGGAGAGAAUCUAAAACCAAGCUGUGUCCUGCCUGCUAUCCCAAACCAGAAGAAAUCUAAUCCUGUAGAGGAGCUUGAGAAAUCACUCGCCAAAUCAGAUGCUGAAAAUUAACUCAGUACACUGGCCUAAAUUAGUUGAAAUAUGUCUAAGUGGUUAUUAAAAGACAAUUGUAUAGUUAAAUCUCAUUAAUUUGCACUAAUGAUACUCUUGUGAACUGGAGCAUAACAGAAACCAAGAUAAGAUAGCACAUCACAAAAGCUGCACUGUGUGUAUAUAUGUAUGCAUUUGCCUUAUAGUUUUAAUUUAAGAUGAAAUUGCUAAAUCAACAUUUAAUGUGAAGCAAAUUUAUUUUGUGAAUGGAACCCUCAUAAAGUGAUUUGUUGCAGCAAUGUGCUGUUAAGCUUUUCAUAGAAAAAAGGAACAAAGAGUAAGGUUUUCUGCAUGAUUUAAAAGUUGGAACUAGGGAAACAAAUUGACAGGGCUUCUCUGUGGUUUGUAAAUGCAAAGGUGCUGAUUCUGAUGCUGUGUGCCAUAAAAAACCAUAUUUUUAAGAUUAAGAAAAUAAAAUC